CGCUUUCCAUAUUUCCGGGCUAAACCGGACUAAAACGGGUGACCCAUUAAUCCUUGACCCACUAGCUCAACCGGGUCCGGGUCAACCCGCGGGUUGAUAACCUUGCCUCAGACCAUUAUCUCUACUCCAUCUUCGUUUUUUUUUUUUUUUUCCGCUCCUCCACCUGGACCUGGUGUAGUAACGGCUUGGCCCCCCCUUAUGAUUGUAUUUUGGUUCUCUUAGCUUCCUCUUCUCUCUUUCUCUUUCCUUCAACCUCUUUACUCCUCUUGCCUUAUAAACACAUCUCUUUUCUUCACUUCUUCUUCUCCGCCGCGCCUCCUCCAUCUCCUCUCCUCGCCCAUCCUCCACAAAAUCCCUUCUCCAUCUCUUUAUUGUUUCAGUACUCCAUACAUGUCGAUACAAGUAGCGACAGAGGGUGCUCUCCUUUGGGGGAAUGAAAAAUGGGUUUCGACGGAUCCAAGUCGUGCUUCUAGCCAUAGUACUGAUCAAGAGAAACUGUCUGGGAAAACUACUAUCCCGAAUCUGCCAAUGAUCAACGCAUCAGUCUGCGCAGAAACCGAAAAGGGUACCUCCUCCAGCGUCGGUAAGAAGCGAGAGAGAGGAGAGCAGGCGAAGAAAACUGGAAAAGGAAAGGGACCGAAAGGAAAAACCAGCUGCGAAUCUGCAGACCAUGGGGUGCACAUAUGGACAGAGAGGGAGAGGAGGAAGAAGAUGAGGAACAUGUUCGCCAACCUUCAUUCCUUGCUCCCUCAACUUCCCCCCAAGGCUGACAAAUCCAGCAUAGUGGACGAAGCAGUGAGCUACAUCAAAACCUUACAGCAAACCCUUCACAAGCUUCAGCGACAGAAGCUGCAAAAGCUCCAACAGCCGCCGGCAACCACGGCUGGCGACGACGACAUGAUGAUGAUGGUGAUGUGUGACAACAAUGUUAGUGCCGCUAAUUGUUGUGGCAAUAAUAACAAUAAUGCAGCCGCGGUGUUCCAUACUUGGACCUCCACCAACCUUGUCCUUAACAUCUGCGGCGACGAGGCACAGUUCAACAUCUGCUCCCCGCCGCCGCCCGCCGCCAGCGGCACCAUCUUCACCGCCGCCUGCUAUGUGCUGGAGAAGCUUGGCAUCGAGGUUCUCUCGGCUCAUGUCUCUUCCAAUUCUGAUCGGCGGCUGCUCAUGAUUCAAGCGCGUCAUAAUCGUCCUGAGAAUAAUGGAGGUGGCCGUGACCAUGUUUUGGGAGCAGAUGAUCAGGAAAAUGUUGUUGUAGAGAUAUUCAAACAGGCUGCAGCUGAGAUGCUUUCUUACCUCUGUUCUUCACCCAAUAUAAUUAGUGAUUAUUAAUUAAUUCAGUAAUACCACCCAAUUUUUAGGGUUUCAUAUAAUUAGUGUCUUCGUUACUCUUUUUGGUGUCCAAUGUUAAUUUGGGUUUGCUCUAUCUAUUUUGGGGUGUUUCUGCCAAACAACUUUGUCAUAUAGAUAUUUGGGUUUUGUUCUGUACAGGAGAAGCAUGGAUCCAUCUCCUUCAUUUAUUAUGCACAUGUAUGUGUGUUUUGUAGGUUUGAUUGCGCCCCGUUGGAUCCGUUAGCUUUAUCUAUUUAAUGAAUACAUAAAGCGAAU
Linum trigynum is the source of this 1608-nucleotide messenger RNA. The record is from the annotation of a GenBank genome assembly. NCBI's taxonomy places the organism in Eukaryota, Viridiplantae, Streptophyta, Magnoliopsida, Malpighiales, Linaceae.